AGCACUUAACCACGCAUGCGCACGAUUAAACCCGGAAGUGGAGAGGCAGAGCCGAGCCGCACUGAAGAUUUUACAGAAAAAAUGAUGCUGCUUCACUUCACUAAAGAAGUUUUACCGGAUUCUGUCAGCACGGACUUCCAGAACCUCAACAAACUCAACGAGCAGCAAUUUCCUCGUCUGAUUGAAAUUCUGUUCCAGUUCCUGCUGGAGCCUAAAGAGACGGAGAGGUUCAUGCAGCUGCUUGGUGAGUUUGCAGGGGAACAUGGGAUGAGUGCCGGUCCUCUGAAGAACCUGAUGAAGAGUGUCCUCCUGGUGCCACAGGGCGCCUUAAGGAAAAACCUGACAGCUGAGCAGAUCAAAGAAGACCUUGUGACAUUAGGUCUAAGUGAAGACAAGGCGGCUCACUUUUCACAGCAGUGGGGGGAGCACUAUGCAGCGCUGUCGAGACUCGCUGUGGGACAGACUCUGAUGGUCAACCAGCUGGUUGACAUGGAGUGGAAGUUUGGAGUGACUGUUGGCACCAGUGAAAUACAGAAAGUGGGCAACAUCUUUCUGCAGUUGAAGCUGGUGGUCAAAAAGGGGAUUUCCACUGAAAACGUCUACAUGGAAUUGACGCUCCCACAGUUUUACAACUUCCUACAUGAGAUGGAGAGAGCCAAGGCCAGCAUGGAGUGUUUCAGCUGAGAGUGUGUAUGUGUGUGACUGUGUGUGUGUGUGUGUGUGUGUGUGUGUGUGUGUAUGUGUGACUGUGUAAGAGAGAGACUGUUUGUUUGUGUGCAAGCCGGUUUGUGUUGGCUGUAAGUGCAGCGCAGUGUGUGAGUGUUAUGUAUUACAUCAUGCGUGUCUGUGUGUGACACUGACUGAAGCUGAACACAUUGUAUUUACUAUCAGAUAUUUCUACUCGUCUAAACAUGAAUAAAAAAAGAAAACAUUCA
Messenger RNA from Pseudoliparis swirei, 935 nucleotides. RefSeq names its product COMM domain containing 7 (gene commd7). Gene Ontology annotation, biological process: negative regulation of DNA-templated transcription; tumor necrosis factor-mediated signaling pathway. Gene Ontology annotation, molecular function: NF-kappaB binding. The coding region runs from base 16 to 684 and encodes 222 amino acids. NCBI's taxonomy places the organism in Eukaryota, Metazoa, Chordata, Actinopteri, Perciformes, Liparidae. The transcript has 9 exons. The record is from RefSeq and is a predicted model, not a curated record.